UAUUACAUACUAGUCGCCGCACUUCAGUGCGACGCCAAUAAUAUCGGGGGGGGGGGGGGGGUCGUGUCAGUGUAAUUUAGUUACUAAAAUACAAAGCUAUAAAUACUUCACAGCUUGUGUCGAUUGUAUUUAUCUGAAUACCUGAAUUGUAUCUGUAUUUGAGAGAGCAUGAUUUGAUCUCAUACCUUUAAACGGUGAUUUAAUGACAGGGAAGUAAACUUGAUUGCGGUGUACAUUAUUCUCAGUUAUUAAACAUUUUAAAAUGGGAACUGGUUCUUCAAAGCCGAAGGGUUACUUAACAAAGCGACGUGUGGUUGUACUAGUACAUGACAAUAGAUCAAAUCUGAGUAAUGCUUGAGGAUGUGAAAUAAACCAAUAAGACAAUCCAACGAUGCUUUAUAUGGUUUGCAAUCGUUAACCACGGAAAAAUAAACAAGUUAAAAGGAAACCAACUCAAUAAUAAAGGAAACACAUAUCCAAAAACUUGUCAUCGAAAGUAUCCAAUGGUCAAGUGAAGGAAUUGGAUAAGUAACUGCGUGAAGAUUUAUACAUCAACCGUCCACCAUUAAUUUUAGAAACUAUCAUAAACAGCAGUUUGUGUUUCAUCUUGCAGAACAAACCAAGUAGACAGGCUGAUACAAAUAAAGCUUUCCAAUAUAAUAAUAGUACAUCCGUUGACUUUAUCGGUGGACCUAUGGAGGGAACAGGUUGUAUAAAAGAAGAACCUAAGUCUGUCAUGACAAUGCCAAAUGUUGUAUCUAAAGAAUUGGAUAAUCAGGUAGAUGGUUCAUUCGUUGACUUAAGUGUUGGAACUAUGGAGAAAACAGGUUAUAUAAGCAAAGGAACCACACGUGUCACACCAUUACAUGCUUCUUCUGUCAAAGAUUCGGAAAAUGAGGAGGCUGAAGAGGAUAACACGACGAAAGAAAAUCUGACAACACGAUCGGCAGAUGAACACGAACCAUAUAACAGCAACCAAACCAAAGAACCAAUUACAAAUCUGGAAAACUUUCCGAAAACCCUAGAAACCAUUUCUAAGGAAGAACCUGAUGAUACAGUAAAACGUGUUUUGGAUCAGUCUUCUAACGAAAUGCCUGGUACAAUAGAAGGAACGCCACACUCAUCAGCUAUUGCAGGCCUUUCCAACGAAUCAGGUGCAGCAUUGGGAAUGAGUACAAAAACGGAACCAAUUCCAAUCAUUCCUUCAAAACAACCAGAUUAUGAAACUUCCGAUAGUUCAGAUGCUACAAAACCUACCGAAAAAUCUGUGGCAUAUGACGAAAAAGUCCCCGAACGCCGUGAAGACAACCUCAAGUUUUACAGAAAUGAAAUUGCGUCUAAGCCGUUUCCAGGCAGUGAUAUUGAAGAAAUGUUAAAAUGGCACGGCGAUUAUAAAAAAUUAGAAAACGGGCAUUCGUACAUUCAGUGGUUGUUUCCGAUUCCGGAGUCAUCUGGUUUGAACUAUUCUGCACAAGAACUGUUUCCAUACGAAGCGGAGGAAAUACGGAAUAACAAAGAAACACUUGAUCGAGUUCUUCGUGCGUAUAAAAUGAUGCUGAAUUUCUACGGAAUGGAUCUUGUUGAUGAGACAAGUGGAAAGAUACGUAGAUGCGAAGCCAACUGGGUAGAAAGAUUUGAACACCUAAACAGGUCCUUUCACAACUACCUUCGAAUAACAAGAAUACUUAAAAGUAUUGGAGAACUAGGGUACGACAGAUACCAAAAACCGCUUGUAAAGUUCAUAAUUGCGGAGGCGGUUAUAACUAAAAAUUUGUCUAACCUGAACGCUGACAGUAUGAACUAUUGGAUAAAUGCCAUCAAAGACCACAGCGAAAUGACUGAGAUGUAUGAACUGUGGCAAGAGACGUGCGAAAACCCCGAAAACUUUGAUGAGUUCGGUAAUGUUAAAUCAAAUAACUCAGAAAACAAAUUGGCAGAGCAGAGUGGCAUGGUUGCAGGUAUUGAUGCAGUGGCGAAGACGGGGGAACCACCGAAAAUCACAGAGGUUGAAGACAGCAAAUCUGACCAUACGUCAGCGAAAGAAGAAAAUGAGAUAGAAUCCUCGGAUAAAAGCUAUCAAAAUACCCCAAAAUAUGCAGAUGCGAUCAGUUGAUGAAAUCCGUCUUUUACCAAUUAUUGUUAUGAGCCUCGGUGAUCUUGGUUAUAAGCGGUAUAAAGAUGCGCUAGUUAACUUCUUGGCUACAAAAGUGAAUGAAGAGUUACCAGAUAUUUAUAAUAGCAUGAGAUAUUGAAUUGAAGCGAUAAAAGACGCACGCAAUACACUUUGCAGCAAUGGGCAUCCAACUCCACAGGCACACACUGAUGGUAUACAUAUAAGUCCAGAAGAAGAAAAAUCAAACGAUAUCGUUGUUCAUGACGAAAAGGUAAUACCGAGCACAACUGUUGAGGAGAUAGCAUCGAAGAAAAACAUUAUUGAUAACAAUGUCAACAUCAAAGACUCAGUCAAACAUCCUGAGUCGAAUGAUAAUCCUGAAGCGCAAAGUAAAAACUCCAGUAGAACUGAAUCUUUCAAACAUUUUGAUUAUCACGUUAUAGUCACUAGCAUAUACCAGAGCAAUGAAUCACCGACUUAAACAGACUUUCAUGUCCAAACAUUGCACCAACAAGGCAUAUUCCAUUGAUCUUUAAUUCUGUUCCAAAAACUGACUCCAUUGGUGCGGUGAAUAAACAUUGCUUCUUUAUUUUAUUUGGGAUAUGAGAACCUUAAUGUAAAACGUCAUUCUAUGAGUGGUACCAUGUUAUAUAUAACAAAAUUGUAUUGUUGAGGUAUGACUAGUUCUUCUAUUUGUUCAUUAAUUUUGGAAAUGGUGUUGCCACUUUUGGGAUUGACAUCACAUGUGACGAUACAAAUGUCAUCAGGUUUUCUUAUUUGUUAUAUUGACUUGUUUUUACGGGGUUUAAUCGAUAUCGUUGCCUAGAAAUGAACCAUUCUAUAUAAUAACGAAUAUGUAUCGCAGUCGAGUUUGUGUAUUUUAUUUCAUAAAUGCAUAUAUAAUUGAAAAUUUAAAGCAUAAUUAAUUCUA
Molecule: messenger RNA, 3044 nt
Organism: Dreissena polymorpha
Lineage: Eukaryota; Metazoa; Mollusca; Bivalvia; Myida; Dreissenidae
Product: opioid growth factor receptor-like protein 1
Exons: 8
Coding region: 695-2113 (472 amino acids)
Cellular component (GO): membrane
Molecular function (GO): opioid growth factor receptor activity
Source: RefSeq, a predicted model, not a curated record